Molecule: messenger RNA, 2052 nt
Organism: Linderina pennispora
Lineage: Eukaryota; Fungi; Kickxellomycota; Kickxellomycetes; Kickxellales; Kickxellaceae
Exons: 2
Coding region: 1-2052 (683 amino acids)
Source: RefSeq, a predicted model, not a curated record
AUGGCCAAAGUAAUCACCACCAGGGACCGUCUGAGCUACUAUCUCUGCAGCAACUGCACAGCCUCCUUCGCCAACACCAGGCUCCUAUACACGCACCAAUGCACCUCGCAUAGCCGCUACAUAGUGACAUUCGGCCCCGAUCGCGCAAUUGAAUUCAAUGACAUAACCGGCGCCGGUGUGCGGUGCUUCUGCGGCCAGGUAUUCGACGACGGCCGGCUCUUUACACACGCUCAGCGGUGCGACUUCUGCCUAGCCAAGGCCGACGAGCCCUUUGCCAGCAUCAACGACUGGGAUGACAGGGAAUCCGACAAGGAAGUGGCAGCGACCAGCCAUACCACAUUUGCCGAUAACUUUGAGGUUAUCGAUGAUGACGGAUUUGACUUGGCGGAUGUGACCAUGACGGAUCAACCAACCCUGCUCAACCAGCUGCCGCACGCCACGCAGAGGGUCAAUUCUGCCACCAGCGCGAUUAUGCCAGAGGUAUCGAGUGCCGUGAUGCGCCUGCUGGAGGACCCUGCACUGCAUAUGCAGGAGGAGCAGGACACAGCCAUGCAUCCGAAGCUGCAGAGCACUCAGGACAGCGGGAUCAUCGAGCCUCUGGCGCUGAAGGGCGUAGGACUGGUUGUUUACGAGCCACUGGGUCUGCUUAUCUGCAAGUCCUGCCAUGCAACCGUUCCACCUCAGACGCUGAAGGCGCACCUGCACCAGUAUCACUCGAAGCUCCAAUUCUCUGAGUUCUUCAGCGCAACCGACGGGUCCGCAAAGGUGUGCGUAUAUGGCAUGCAGGCGGUAACCCACGCCUGCAACUUUGUAAAGGAAAACAAGGCCCUCAUCAAGCCCUUCGAGGCUGUCAGGGACGCCAUCUUGCGCCUCCCCAAGCCCACACACCCCGUGCCGCUGCUCCCUGUGCUCAGCCGCCGCGGCUUCUCCUGCAAGGCCUGCGGCCAUGUGUACAUCAAGCGCGCACUCCUCACCAAGCAUCUGCCCGAUUGCCCCCUAUUGGGGAAUAUCGAAAAGAGCCUCUUGGACUCUGCCAACCCUUCCAAGUACCUGCUAAGCCACGGGCGCGUGCAGCGCAUCUGGUGGCAUGGUCGCGACACCCUCUACAUAGUUACACCCAGCCCAACCACCACGCCAGAUGGCUCCGACUCCGAUGCAAUAUACCCGGACCAGAUCGGCCACCCAGAGGGCCUGCCCAUGAAUAGCGAUGCCAGCGAUUCCUGCACCAGCGAUCCGGAAACCAAGGACCGUGGGCCGAGCCUGGUCAACCCGCAGAUUGUGCCGCGCAAGGCGGCAUCGCUGCGUACCCGUUCGCAGCUUCCAGAGCCGAUGACAUUGCGUAACCCAUUGCUGGCGGCGGCACGCACACCUGCCAUGUCGCUGCAGAAGGCACUGGUGACUGCCACGGAGCUCUUCGACUCCUAUGUGCUGGGCGGCCUGCCAGUGCAUGAUCUGACGCUAGCCAUAGCCGCCGGGCUGGCUGACAAUCCGCGGUGCCAGGACCCUGGGUAUUCGUUCCUGAGCGAUCCACGCAACAAACUCGAUCGCUACAAACACACCCUACAGCAGCACCUGGCCACCUCCCAGUUCCUGUCGCCUACCGACUACCAGCUGCUGCAUCCGCAGAGCGCCGAGGCCCUGGUCGCCCGCUUUCAGCUCCGCCAAUGGCUGGCAUUCACCGCGCAGUUCGUAGAUAUUCUUUUGCUGUGCCUACAGCUGACCGGUAUCACCGCCACAUGCGGUGUCUCUACCGAGGAUAUCCGCUUUUGCAAUGCCGAGUACGCCACGCGCAACCUGUUUGCUUCUCUGGGCACGCUGAUGGUCGUCAACAAUGAUGUCACCACCGGCUAUCUCUCGGCACCCUUCUACCUGCCCGCUCCCCUGGCCAGCCUUGUCGUCCAGUACCUGGCCAUGGUGCGGCCGAUGGAACUCAAGGCGAUAGUGGUCCUGCAUAAGCGCAGGAACCCGGACUUUUAUGCUGACGCAAUGACUGCGUACUCGUCAUUCCUGUUUGUUCGUGAAGGACGCCAGAUCAUAGUUGACUCGUACUAA